AGCAGGAAUGGCUUCAAACUUCUGGUCUCAGGAUCAGUUCAGCUGUCCAGUGUGUCUGGAUCUAUUGAAGGACCCAGUCACUACAGCAUGUGGACACAGUUACUGUAUGGGGUGUAUUAAGAACUGCUGGGGUCAGACUGAUCAUACAGGUGUCUACAGCUGCCCUCAGUGCAGAUAGACCUUUACCCCAAGGCCUGUUCUGCGCAGAAACACCAUGCUGGUUGAAGUUGUGGAGAAAUUAAAGAAGACAGGACUCAAUCCUCCUCCUGCUCAAAGUUAUGCUGGACCUGGAGAUGUGCCAUGUGAUGUCUGCACUGGGAGAAAGUUCAAAGCUGUGAAAUCCUGUUUGACGUGCCUGGCCUCUUUCUGUGAAACACACGUCAAUCCACACUAUGAGGGGGCUGCUUUCAAGAGGCACAAGCUGAUAAAUGCAAUUGGAAAUCUGGAGCAGAAGAUUUGUGCUGAACACCAGAAGGUUUUGGAGGUCUUUUGUAGAACCGAUCAGACGUGUAUUUGCUUGUUGUGUUCACAAAUUGAACACAGGAGUCAUGAUACAGUCUCAGCUGAGACACAGAGGAUUGUGAAGCAGAAGCGGCUGGGAGAGACACAGACAGAAAUACAACAGAGAAUCCAGGAGAGACUGAAAGACGUAGAGGAGCUGAAACAGAGUGUGGAGUCACUGAAAAGAUCUGCAUGCAUAGAAAUAAAGGAAAGUGAGAAGAUCUUUACUGAGCUGAUCCGAUCCAUUGAGAAGAUCCACACUGAGGUUAUUGAGCUGAUUGGAGCUAACGAGAAGGCUGCAGUGAAUCAGGCUGAAGGACGCAUGAAGAAACUGGAGCAGGAGAUUGCUGAGCUGAGGAGGAGAAACGCUGAGCUGAAACAGCUUUCAGAGACAGAGGAUCACAUCCAUUUUCUACAGAAUUUCCAGUCUCUCUGUGUCCCUCCUGAAGCUGGAGACUUACCCAGCGUUACUGUCAAUGCAGACAUCUCUUUUGGGGCUGUGAGGAAAGCUGUAUCUGAACUUAAAGACCAUAUUGAGGACUUCUGCAAGGGGGAAAUCGUCAAAAAAUCCAAAACAGUGUAUGAAGUUGCAGUUUACAGUCUGCAGGCUCCAGAGCCAAGGAACAGAGCUGAGUUUUUAAAAUAUUCCUGUCAGCUCACACUGGACCCCAACACAGCGUAUAGAAACCUCAAUCUGUCUGAAGGGAACAGAAAAGUGACAUACAGUAGAGACAUCCAGACAUAUGCUUGUCACCCAGAGAGAUUUGAGAGCUGUUCCCAAGUGCUUUGCAGAGAGGGUGUGUCUUGGACUCGCUGUUACUGGGAGAUUGAGUGGAGGGGGGGAGGGGCUUUUAUAGGAGUCACAUAUAAAGGAAUCAGCAGGAGAGGAAGGGAUUGUUCCUGUCGCCUUGGAUACAAUGACAAGUCCUGGAGUUUGAUCUGCUCUGGUUCCAGUUACACUGCCCUGCACAAUAACAACAGAACUGCAAUAACUGCCCCCCGCUCCCCCAGAAUAGGAGUGUAUCUGGACUUUAAUGCCGGCACUCUGUCAUUUUAUGGCGUCUCUGACACAAUGACCCUCCUGCACAGAUUCCAAACCACAUUCACUGAGCCGCUCUAUCCUGGGUUUGGGCUUCAUUCUUAUGAUUCCCCUGUAACAAUCUGCCAGCUGAACUAGACUGUUUUGUGUUGUAAGAAACCCUUUGUAUUGAACUCCCUGUCUGUCCUCUCCACUCCUCGGGUGAAGGGAAUGUUCAAUCUGACACAACUUUGGAUGAAAGUUAGGGGGUAAAACGGCGCCACCUGCAGAGCGAAACGAGGGGAAUUAUUUGUUUUUACACUUGGAGCCGAGGCAGCCUCAUUGUUACUGUUUAAUCUGUCAGGUUAGUGUUCUGUAAUUGUAAACACUCACAACUGGACAGCUGUUUCAGCAUAACAUGUUCAAUAUGUCCUGAGUAUUUAUUGAUUACAAACACACAAAUAGCAGCAAGUGGCAGACUUAGUUGGCAUCUCUGCACAGUGCUAGAAUUCCCACAGCAAGUACUGAUAAGUAUCUCUUAAGGUGAUUGUAGCUCACUAAAUAAUUCCACAAUGUGUUCCUAUAUUGCACUUCCAUUGGCUGCAUAGGACUCAAAUGUGCAGGUUUGAAAAGCAUGAGAUCUGAUGCUGCUUGAGGUUAAAGAAAGUUAUCAGUUUCUAUGCCUUAUUCUCAGGGUGCAUGUUUACUAUAGCAGGUGUUUCGUUCAACACUGCACAUUUGAGACCUAUAUAAUGAAUGGAAGUGCACAGCAGCUGAGAUUCAUGGGAUUAUUUUGUCAGCUCUAAUCCCUAUCAAUGUAAGGUUGUGUAAAUAGCAGCUCACAAUACUUGCCAUGUCAAAGGCAUGUCAGUAUAGUUUCCAGCAGAUUCCUGUAUACAGUAGAAUCCUGUUAGCUGAAUAGCGUUUGAACUUGAUGCUGAAGUUUAUGGUAACACUUUAUAUGAAGGUGUCAAUUUGAAAUAGAUUAUUAACAUGUUAUAGAUGCUUAAACGAUGAGUUAUAAUGUUUUUAUAAUGCAUUAUAGAACAAGUCAUACAGGAUAGUAACAGCAUUUACUAGUGUGUUAUAAAUACUGAAUAGAUGAUAUAAGAAAUCUGCAAUAAAUGAAAAUAUGAAACUGUAUAUUAGCUGUAAACAAAUCAGGACAAAUCACAUUAAACACAAAUGAUUUACACUUCAUUGUAUGGGUCAUUUAUUUUGUAUUUUGUAUUUUUCAUUAUUUGUGCAAAAAACAGAACAUCUGCCAUAGCAGUGUCAAUAUGGUGUAGGGCCUCCAUGGGCAGCCAGCACGGCACUGAUUGGACGUGGCAGGUAGCGAUUCUGCAAGGUGCUUUUUAAAUUGUGCUGGAGGGAUACGGGACCAUUCCUCAAUGAUUACCAGCCUCUAAUUCCUUCAGGUUGUGUUGUAUUGGGGGUGGAAAUCUGCAGUCAAGUCAGAAUGGCCCGUACAUAGAGAGUCACAUCACUUUAGAGACUGUUCUUUGUGAAUAAGACUCAAUAAUAAUUUGUGCACUCUUGAAAAUGGAAGCACCUGCCAAACAAGCACAAUAUUUAUUUAUUUUUGCUUAUUUUAACAAUAAUGUGAGUGAAAUAUCAUCACAAGAAAGAAGAUAUUUCCAUGGAUAUCGUAAAUCACAAUCAAAUUGCAUUACAUGUGCAAUCUGCCCACAGUGGAAAAGCAGAAACGUGUUUUAAGCCUGGCCUUUGUCGCCCUCUUCAGGACAAACUCUGCAGCUGCGCAGAGCCUGAUUGAAAGCAAUUCUUUUCACUUGGUGUGGUUCCAUUGGAAAUGCAGGGCUCUAUUCACACAACCUUCAGGACUGUUCCAAGCACUGUUCUGUUAAAGACUCUUUAUGGUUUAAAUCAAGUUGUUUAGAGAGGGGGAGCAGUUUACUGUUUAUUAAUUUUAUUGUUUAUUAUUAAUCAAAGCACCAUUUAAGGUCAAAACUUUAUAAUCAGGUUUUAAAUUAAAACCAAAACAUGAAUGUAAAGAAGGACCAUUUUAAAAACCAUUUGGUUUUUUUUAUGUUUCUGUACUUAAAUUAAUGCAAACCUUUUUUCAUGUACUUUUUCUUUAAAUGUUUUGUAAAGUUUUAAUGUUCAAUAAAUGUUUUGUUCUGCACCUA
Molecule: messenger RNA, 3666 nt
Organism: Acipenser ruthenus (sterlet)
Lineage: Eukaryota; Metazoa; Chordata; Actinopteri; Acipenseriformes; Acipenseridae
Product: tripartite motif-containing protein 16-like
Exons: 6
Coding region: 215-1678 (487 amino acids)
Molecular function (GO): protein binding; zinc ion binding
Source: RefSeq, a predicted model, not a curated record